This is a messenger RNA of Oryctolagus cuniculus (rabbit), 5138 nucleotides long. It is a transcript of the gene OCLN, whose product is annotated as occludin. NCBI's taxonomy places the organism in Eukaryota, Metazoa, Chordata, Mammalia, Lagomorpha, Leporidae. Gene Ontology annotation, cellular component: apical plasma membrane; cytoplasmic vesicle; bicellular tight junction. Gene Ontology annotation, biological process: bicellular tight junction assembly. The record is from RefSeq and is a predicted model, not a curated record.
CUCGCGAGGGCCUCUCGCGCCCCUGGCCGGGCGCGGGUGCGCAUGCCCGGGGCAGGGCGGCCGGGGCCGGGCGGAGGCCGAGGGCUGGGUCCCCAGCGCAGUCCCGGGCUGCCCGCUGGCGGCCCGCGCGGCCUCAGGUGCGCCAGCCAGAUUGACUUCCCUGGGAGCUCCCAGCAUUGCCUCUCUGAAGAGCAGGUGACCUUUGACAUCAGCCAUGUCUUCACGGCCUUUUGAAAGCCCGCCGCCUUACAGGCCUGAUGAAUUCAAGCCAAAUCAUUACGCGCCGAGCAAUGACAUGUACGGUGGUGAGAUGCACGUUCGGCCCAUGCUGUCCCAGCCGGCCUAUUCCUUUUACCCAGAGGACGAAAUUCUUCACUUCUACAAAUGGACCUCCCCUCCAGGAGUGAUUCGGAUUCUGUCUAUGCUCAUCAUCGUGAUGUGCAUCGCCAUAUUUGCCUGCGUCGCCUCCACGCUUGCCUGGGACAGAACCUACGGAACUGGCUUACUGGGAAGUGGUGUGGGCUACCCUUACGGAAGUGGUUUUGGUGGUUACGGAAGUGGCUAUGGCUAUGGUUACGGCUACGGUUAUGGCUAUGGAGGCUACACGGAUCCAAGAGCGGCCAAGGGCUUCCUGUUGGCCAUGGCUGCCUUUUGUUUCAUUUUUGCCUUGGUGGUAUUUGUUACCAGUGUUAUAAGAUCUGAAAUUUCCAGAACAAGAAGAUACUACUUGACUGUGAUAAUAGUGAGUGCUAUCCUGGGCGUCCUGGUGUUUAUUGCCACCAUUGUCUAUAUAAUGGGAGUCAACCCAACUGCCCAGGCUUCUGGAUCUAUGUAUGGCUCACAGAUAUAUGCUCUCUGCAACCAGUUUUACACGCCUGGAAUGACGGGUCUCUACGUGGACCAAUAUUUGUAUCACUACUGUGUGGUGGAUCCCCAGGAGGCUAUUGCCAUUGUACUAGGGUUCUUGGUUCUUGUGGCUUUUGCUUUAAUAAUCUUCUUUGCUGUGAAAACUCGAAGAAAGAUGGACCGCUAUGACAAAUCCAAUAUUCUGUGGGAGAAGGAGCGCGUUUAUGACGAGCAGCCCCCCAAUGUCGAAGAGUGGGUUAAAAACGUGUCUGCAGGCACACAAGACAUGCCUCCACCACCCUCCGACUUCGUGGAGAGAGUGGACAGUUCCGUGGCCUACUCGUCCAAUGGCAAAGUGAAUGGCAAGAGGCCGUAUCCAGAGUCCUACAAGUCCACGCCGCCGGUACCCGAGGUGGUUCAUGAGCUUCCGCUGACGUCAUCCAUGGACGACUUCAGGCAGCCUCGUUUGAGCAGCAGCAGUAACUUUGAGACACCUUCCAAAAGGCCUCCCGCCAAGGGAAGAGCAGGCAGGCCCAGGAGAUCAGAGCAAGACCACUACGAGACGGACUACACGACCGGCGGCGAGUCGUGCGACGAGCUGGAGGAGGACUGGAUCAGGGAGUAUCCGCCCAUCACAUCAGAUCAGCAAAGACAACUCUACAAGCGGAAUUUUGACACUGGCCUGCAGGAAUACAAGAGCUUGCAAGCAGAGCUCGACGAGGUCAAUAAAGAGCUUUCCCGUCUCGAUAAGGAACUGGAUGACUACAGAGAAGAAAGUGAAGAGUACAUGGCGGCUGCUGAUGAGUACAACCGACUGAAGCAGGUGAAAGGGUCUGCAGAUUACAAAAAUAAGAGGAAUUAUUGCAAGCAGCUGAAGAGCAAAUUGUCGCACAUCAAGAAGAUGGUCGGAGACUAUGACGGGCGGAGGUCCUAGGACAGCACGCGGUGCCGUCCGUGCCCCAGGAACUGAGCAGGGGGCUGACGUCUCCGCGUGUGUUCAGAAGGUGGAUGACUUCGGACUCUGAGCUGGGAAGCCAACCUCUGUGACCAUUAGAAAGCUUCGGUAGCUUUAACAUCAGCAGCUCGAUAUCGUCCGUGUUGGAGCGUUUUACAAAUAGCGUUUGAUGAUCAACUGGGCUGAGCACUCCAGUUAAGGAUUUCCGGGUUUAAACACUGGGUCUUGGAUUUAGAACAAAACGCUUUCUGAGGUUUUCACACCUUGAUGGCAGGCCUGGGGGUCACCUGUGCUGUGACCUUUCACGCCCAGUGCUGUGUGAAUCCCUACGCGCUCUUUGUUCCACGGUCUCACUUCCCCUAGCUGUCAUCUACAGUCGUCUCUUCAGUUAAGGAGCCUGGGUCCCUGCGAGGAAGAACCACCCAGUUGUGGUUCAGUCUGUUUUAUGACUCCAUCACUAAGGAGGUCCCUGGCCUUCCGUGUUUCAGCUACUAUGUGUAUUGUGUUCUGCCAGCCUCCUUGUUGAAUUUCUGGUUAUGUCAUGGUUGAAAGAGGUUUUUCUUUGUGUUAUCCUGAUAAUAAAGAUCAUGUAAAAGUAACAAGUGUGUGAAAUUUAAAGAUUGUAAAUAUAUACUGACUUUUUUUUAAAUCAAAGUUUAAACUUAGUGGUUAGAAUUUUGUGCAUUUUUAAAUGCUUUUAUCUUACUGUUUACAUGCAUUUUUUGAUAACCAGCUAUACUUUUUUCAUUAUAUUUCAGAGUAUCUGAUUACUUUUAUAAUUCAGUUGUGACUUGAAUUGUAUCUUAUAGGACUGUUCAAGUUCUGUACCUAUUUUAUAAGAUAUUAAGCCCAGUGUCUUCCUUCUGUAGGGUAUGCCUUUGACAUCAUUAGUGCUAUUAUGAAGCUAAGGAAAACUAAACUCAGGAGUUGUAUCUGUUGUGAACUAUUCUGGGUGCUGUGCCUCUUAAUUCCUUGGCAGUACAGAGGCUGGCACAUCAGGGAACAGCGUGCUGUACCACCAAACACCAAAGUAUUUCAAAUGGUGCCCUUAAUUCUCGUCACUUGAAAAAAAUCAGAAUUCUAUCCAUAAAGUAGAAUAAGCUGUUAGUAUUGUGCUAACCAAAUACUCUGCCAACCAAACGAUGGUGUUCCUCAUCCCAGUGCAGGCCGUUUUCUGAAAAUCUUUGUAAUCUUUGUAAUCUUUGAUCGUUAGUAUGCAGUUCAGACCUUUAAGUAUAUAAUUUUCGAUGGACAGUUCUGAAUUCCUUUCCAGAGAUAAACUUCAAUGUUUCCAUUCUUUUUUUUUUUUUUUGACAGGCAGAGUGGACAGUGAGAGAGAGAGAGACAGAGAGAAAGGGCUUCCUUUUUGCCGUUGGUUCACCUUCCAAUGGCCGCCGCGGCCGGCGCACCAUGCUGAUCCGAUGGCAGGAGCCAGGUGCUCCUCCUGGUCUUCCAUGGGGUGCAGGGCCCAAGCACUUGGGCCAUCCUCCACUGCACUCCCGGGCCACAGCAGAGAGCUGGCCUGGAAGAGGGGCAACCGGGACAGAAUCCGGUGCCCCGACCGGGACUAGAACCCGGUGUGCCAGCGCCGCAAGGCAGAGGAUUAGCCUAGUGAGCCGCGGCGCCGCAAUGUUUCCAUUCUUAACACGGAUUCACUUCUUCAGAUUGAAACUCUUGAUUUUCUGUGUGCUGCGCAUACUUAGUGCAGGUGGUAUCUCUAGGCUUUUUGGGUUCACGUCAGACGGAAAGGACUCUUGAGCACGUACCUGGUUUUUGUGCAUGUGAAGUUUUUAACUCUUUGUCCUUGGAAAGGCAGGUACUUAGUUUAUGAAGGCAAGCUUGCUAAUGUUCUCGCGAAACAGAACAUGUUCCCUGGAAUGCAGAAAAUGAAGUGACAUGGGUUGUGAAAUUUUGUAAAGUUGUAGAAUUGUUCCAUAAAUUGGACUUUGAAAUUAAAAAAAAAAAAAUCUUCAAAUCUGGUAUUUAAUGCUAAAGACCGCAAGAGGAAAGCAAAUCGGAGAGUUUCCUAGUUGGUGUUGACAUCACCCAGCUCAUGUAGCUUUGAGAAGCCUCGGGGGCGGUUUCCUAGUCUGAGGUUUAGCAGAUUUCAGAGGCGUGUUUCAUUCCUUACCUCUGUGCUUCUCCUUUCUGCAUUCUGCUUCCCACUAGGAACCCUUGUUCAAAGGAGUUUGUUGUAAAUGUGUGUGGUCCAUGUUAUAGGGAUCCCUAUGUAUGCCCCACUUACGCAAGGUGGAAUCAAUAUUUUAAUUAUUAUUUUUGAGAGAUUUAAAGGAAUACAGAGGGUCCGGCGCUGUGGAAUAGUAGCUUAACCCACUGCUAGGAUUACCCACAUCCCAAAUCCGAGUGCCUGGGAUUGAGUCCUGCCUCCCCUUCCCAUGCAGCUGCUUACUAACAUGCACCUUGGGAAGUCAUCACAAGUAUGCGGGUCCCGGCUGUCCGCCUUGGAGAGCCGACUGGAGCUCCUGGCUCCUGGCUUUGGCCUGGCCCACUCCCAGCUGUUGCAGGCACUUGGGGAGUGAACCAGCAGAUACACCCUCUCUCUCUCCCACUCUGCCUUUCAAAUAAAAACUUUUUGAAAACUUUUCAAAACAAAAACAUUUAAAAAUAUAUAAAAAACUGGGGCUGGCAUUGUGGCAUAGUGAGUUAAGCCAUCUGUGAUGCCAGCAUCCCUUAGGGGCACUGGUUCAAGUCCUGGCUGCUCUACUUCUGACCCAGCUCCCUGCUAAUUCGCCUGAGAAAAGCAGCGGAAGGUGGCCCACGUACUUGGGUUCCUGCCACCACGGGGGCGACCCUGAUAAAGCUCUUGGCUCAGCCUGGGCCAUUGCAGCCAUUUGGGGAGUGAACCAGCAGAUAGAAGAUUUCUCUCUCUCUUUCCUUCUCUCUCUCUGAUUUUAAAAUAAAUAAAUCUUUAAAAAUACAAAAACAUUAUGAAUCUACAUGUCCCUAUCACCCAGGAAUAGCAGGUAUUAAUGUUUUGUCCUAUGUGCUUUGUAAUUUUUUUGAAAUAGUCAAGUCUUUUAGUAUUUAUAGUGAAUAAUGGUUAAUAUUAUGCAUCUACAUACAUCCAUAAAAGCUCAUUUAAUCCUCACAAUAAUUUGUUGCCACAUAACCAUUUCUUUCUUUACUGAUGAAGAAAUACAAUUUGAUAGAUGAACUGGCCCGUUGUCACAGUCUAGCGAGUGGCACAGGGAAAGAAUGGAAUCUUGGUCUGUUGGACUGUGGGUUCUGUACCUCCAUCCUAGGUUGACUUUGUGAAUUAAUGGGUUGGAUAAUGUGGGAUUCCUCUGUCUGAUGUUAAUAAAGUGUCCUGUUUUAA